GAGACCCCGGAACCAAAUCCCACAGGAGGGGGAGGGGAGAGGAGGACUAUCACUGACUGCACCACAGAGAGGAAACCAUAGAGUGGAGGAAAGUUUACUGAGAAGAAAACAACAGAAGCGUUCUUCAUUCCUACGUCCAGAAAAGCCGCCAUGGACGCCAACGCACCGUCCUGCGACUUGUACGUGUCGGCCAUGCUGCUCAGCGCCGCCGGGGACGCUCUGGGCUACAGGAACCAGCUGUGGGAAUUUUGCAAAAACGGAGCCCAAAUUCACAGGGAGCUGAGAGAUCUGGGGGGGCUGCCGAAAAUAACCGCGUCUUUACCGGACUGGCCGGUCAGCGAUGACACCGUGCUCCACUUGGCAACCGCCGAGAGCCUGGCCACAGGGAAGCUGGGUGAGGACUUGUACCAUGAGCUCGCUAAGAGAUACGUGUCUGCCAUGUCCGAUAUGGAGGGGAGGAAGCCUGGACCUACCAGUAUUCUGGGGACCUCUCAGUUGCGUCCCGGAGAACCUGGAGGAUACCGCAUCCCAUUUAACCCUUCCGCGACCGGAUGUGGAGCAGCGAUGAGAGCCAUGUGUAUAGGACUCAGAUUUCCCCGACCGUCGGAGCUGCCUCUCCUGGUUGCGAUCAGUGUGGAGAGCGGAAAAAUGACUCACAACCACCCCACAGGGUACCUUGGAUCUCUGGCAUCGGCCCUCUUUACAGCUCUGGCGGUACAGAGGGUCCCCCUGGAAUUAUGGGGGUUGCGUUUGUUGGAGUCUCUUCCUGUGGCUCUGGAGUAUAUCCGCUCCACAGGGAAGGAUGCGGAGUGCCACGUGGAAGUGUGGGAUUACUUCCAAGAAAGCUGGGAGAGGUACCUAUCAGAGAGAGGUCUAUCUCAGGGUACCGGACCAGCUGUGUUCCCACCUCUGUACGGUCCUGAAGAGAGGGACAAGGAGUACACUCGCUGGUGUUUGGAUGACUGGGCGGGGAGGAGUGGCCAUGAUGCUCCAAUGAUCGCAUACGAUGCUCUGUUGGGGGCAGGGGACUCGUGGGAGGAGCUAUGUAGUCGCUCUAUGUUCCAUGGAGGUGACAGUGACUCCACGGGCGUGAUUGCCGGCUGUUGCUGGGGGGCUCUGUAUGGACUCUCCGGGGUACCGAAGGGGAAUUACAGCGAGUUGGAAUACAGAGAACGACUGGAAGGCGCAGCUAGAUCGCUGCACAAGCUGGCCUGGCCUGGACACUGAGCGUGGAGGAGCCACUCAUCUCUCAAGUUGGCCUAUCGAUGCCGAUCCUGAGAGAGGCCUGACCUCACGAUGGCCCAGAUCAAUGUCAAUCCAAUCAAACACCAAUUUAUAGACUGAUCGGUUAUUAAAUCCUCACCCCGGGGUCACCAGUCAUGCAACAAUAGAUAUAAUAAAUGAAACAAAAGGCAGCAAUUUUUUAUAUAUUAACUCAAGAGACUGAAAAAUCUGCUGGAGGUUCCAUUGGGCCGUUUGCUGUAUGCAGCCUGUCUACUUUAAAGAGAACCUGUUUUGCAGUGCAUUGGUUUGUUCGGGUUUGCUCUACAUUUCUAGGCAUAACUGUACAGAUCUCAAUGGUCAAGGGGCCAGAUUCUCCAAUAUUCUGCGGCGGCCUCGCGUAAGCCAUUUA
This is a messenger RNA of Rana temporaria (common frog), 1633 nucleotides long. RefSeq names its product protein ADP-ribosylarginine hydrolase-like. Bases 151 to 1227 code for a protein of 358 amino acids. The transcript is spliced from 8 exons. The record is from RefSeq and is a predicted model, not a curated record. Gene Ontology annotation, molecular function: magnesium ion binding; ADP-ribosylarginine-[protein] hydrolase activity. NCBI's taxonomy places the organism in Eukaryota, Metazoa, Chordata, Amphibia, Anura, Ranidae. Gene Ontology annotation, biological process: protein de-ADP-ribosylation.